Neoarius graeffei (lesser salmon catfish) is the source of this 1938-nucleotide messenger RNA. Its product is annotated as ornithine decarboxylase-like. Gene Ontology annotation, cellular component: cytoplasm. The record is from RefSeq and is a predicted model, not a curated record. Gene Ontology annotation, molecular function: ornithine decarboxylase activity. The coding region runs from base 1 to 1284 and encodes 427 amino acids. NCBI's taxonomy places the organism in Eukaryota, Metazoa, Chordata, Actinopteri, Siluriformes, Ariidae. The transcript has 9 exons.
AUGCGUACAAAUGACAAGGAUGCAUUCUUUGUGGCAGACCUGGGGGAUGUCCUUAAGAAGCACCUUAGAUGGGCACGGUCCUUGCCUCGUGUCACACCUUUCUAUGCUGUGAAAUGCAAUGAUAGCAGAGCUGUUGUAAAGACACUGGCAACACUGAGAGCGGGAUUUGAUUGUGCAAGCAAGGCUGAGAUCCAGCUUGUGCAGUCUCUGGGAGUGGAGCCCAGUAGGAUCAUUUAUGCCAACCCAUGUAAGCAGGUGUCGCAGAUCAAGUAUGCUUUUGCACACGGCGUGCAAGUGAUGACCUUUGAUAGUGAAGUGGAGCUGAUGAAGGUUGCUCGUAGCCAUGACAAUGCCAAACUAGUGUUGCGUAUAGCUACAGAUGACACUAAGGCAAUAUACAGACUGAGUGUGAAGUUUGGAGCCACGCUGAAAAACAGCAGGCUGCUUCUGGAGCGGGCAAAGGAGCUGGGCCUGGACAUCAUUGGUGUCAGCUUUCAUGUAGGCAGUGGCUGCACUGACCCAGAGUCAUUCAGCCAGGCCAUUGCAGAUGCACGCUGUGUCUUCGACAUGGGGGCUGAAUUGGGCUACAAUAUGACUCUGCUGGACAUCGGUGGUGGCUUCCCUGGCUCUGAUGAUUGCAAGCUGAAGUUUGAGGAGAUUACUGCUGUGAUCAACCCUGCACUGGAUAAGUACUUUCCUGCAGACUGUGGCGUGAGGAUAAUUGCUGAGCCUGGCCGAUUCUACGCAGCCUCUGCAUAUACACUAGCUGUCAACAUCAUUGCUAAAAAAGUCAACAUGAUUGAGGAGUCUAGCUCUGAUGAUGACGGGACCAGUGACAGAACUAUAAUGUACUACGUCAAUGAUGGUGUUUAUGGAUCUUUCAACUGCAUGUUUUUUCAUCACACACAUGUGUUUCCCAUUGUGCACAAGAAACCCAAGCCUGAUGAGCACACGUACCCAUGCAGUAUUUGGGGUCCCACCUGCGAUGGCCUGGACCGCAUUGUGGAGCUGUGUACUCUACCUGACCUGCAGAUCGGAGACUGGCUCCUGUUUGAAAACAUGGGUGCUUACACCGUGGCCGCCUCGUCCACCUUUAAUGGCUUCCAAAAACCAGACAUCCAUUAUGUCAUGUCCAGAUCAGCUUGGCAAUGCAUGCAGCAGAUUCAUGCCCAGGGGAUGCCAUCUCUGGUGGAGGAACAGAACCCUGUGAACAUGCCAGGCCACUGUGGGCAUGGAAGCACCCUGGAGCUGCCUGCUAAGCCCUCUGCCACCUGUGUGCUCUAAGUCAACAUAGAUGCAGUACAGAGAGGUGCUGUGCUACCUUAGUUUGUUGUGGUGCCCAGUUCACAAUGACCCUUGUAAUUGGUCCAUGGUGCAUGUGCCUGAAAUAUAGCAGAUGCACAAAUUUACUUUUUUUUUUCUCCAAUUUUUUUUUAAAUUCUAAAUAUGUCCUUGCUUCCUUUUUAUAUAGUUGCUUAACCAGAGAAUAGAGAAGAACAUGGAUGUCUUUCUAUUUCCUGUGUUCAGUAGUAGUUUAUUACAGUUUCGCAACCCACUCUCCAAAGCAUACAGUGAGUUACACCAUCAGUGCAAUGGAGUUUGACUAUAUUUAACCACUACAAUGGACCACAGAAUUCACGAGCCUGGCAUGUGAUUUUUUUUUCCCUCUCCUUUUUUUUUUGGCCUCUUCUGACCAUUCGCAGAAACCAUACACAUUCCUCUCUUGUUUCUUUUCUUUUAAAAGAGCAUUUGUGUUGGUAUGGUAGUAAGACAAUAAUGACACUAAUGAUAAUUAAAAGCACCAUUAUUUAUGACCAUGAUGAAUUUGGAAAUGGAUACGAAAGAGAUGGGAUUGCAUUCAUAUUGCUUUCCUAUGGAAACUUUUUAAAGUGUUUUUGUAUUUUAUUUGUUUUUAUAAAUAAAACCUCAAUAAAACCA